This is a messenger RNA of Pseudocercospora fijiensis CIRAD86, 783 nucleotides long. RefSeq lists its product as uncharacterized. The coding region runs from base 1 to 783 and encodes 260 amino acids. The transcript has 13 exons. The record is from RefSeq and is a predicted model, not a curated record. Lineage: Eukaryota; Fungi; Ascomycota; Dothideomycetes; Mycosphaerellales; Mycosphaerellaceae.
AUGAUAAAGGUCAACAAAGCUUUGAAGGGAAUAAUGGAGGGAACCUCGGCUGUGAGAAAUGAACGUACUAUGAAGGUGGUUGGUUUUGGGGGGGGGGGGGGGGGGGGGGGGGGUUUCUCUUUGUUGGGGUCGGAUGGGUGGGUUCCCGGGGGAGAGGUGGAAUGGAAGAAUCGAGCACUCGCUCAGGAAUGGAUUUCUUGGCUGCACGGAGAGAAAAUUCUCGAGGUGUUCGGAAUGGGCAAAAAUAUCGAGGAGACUUUUGCGUUGCCGAGGAGGACUGCUAUUUAUCGGAAUGAUGAUGGACGAAUGUUCUUCGAGGGAGGUUUCGAAGCUUCGGGUGUGAUGAAUGGCUCGGGGUUGGUUCUGUCUACAAUGGCCAAGAGAACGGAUGUGAGAAAAAUCGCGACAAACCUCGAAAUUUUCUCGCUUGCUGCAAGAGCUUAUUACUGCUUGGAGCCGCGGAGUCCACGGCGAGCAGCCUUACUGAUGAUCAAGUAUCUCGAGCGGAGCGACGGAGUGGCGCUUGAGAACUUUUGCUGGUCGUGUCGUAUCGUGCUGGUCGUAUCGCAUAGUGGUAUUGGCUUUCGCCACUCUAGACUGAUAGACUUCUUAUACAACUCUCGUCGCAAGCUCCUCGAAAUCCCAGAAGCGCCACGACCGCAGCAGGAGAUGUCAUCGGAUUCUGCGAGCACCCUAGAAGAAGUUUCGUCGAAACUAGAAUUUGCUGCGGCCGAGAUACUGCGGGGAAGCCCUGUUGUCCGCGAGGCUGUCCCUGUAAAAUAG